AAUAAUAAUGGCGGCGAACCGAGCCAUGUUUCUGUGGUGGGGUUCGGGUUCGUGCCCCUCGUGGAAGCCCAUGUUGGUCCUCGGAGAGAAGGGGCUGUGGGAGGGGCUGCCCAAUAAGCAGAUCUCCUUCGACAAGAACGAGCAGAGAGGGGCGGACAUCAUGGCCGUGAAUCAGCGCGGGCAGGUGCCGACGUUCAAGGACGGCUCCCUGGUCGUGAACGAGUCGAACGCAAUAUGCAUGUACCUCGAGGAGAAGUACAGUAACGACAGCAACCGGCUACUCCCGGCCAGCGUCGAAGAGCGCUCGCAGGUCUAUUGGCGCAUGUUUGAGGCCGAUAAUUUGCUUUCCAGCGUUAUAGACUCUGACCGGAAGGAGGUACCUUGUCGGCGACAAGUUCACUAUGGCUGACGUCUGCUGCUUCCCGUUCGUUGCUUUCAUAGUGAGGCUGGGAGCCAAACUGGACGAGUUUCCGGCGCUACGCGGUUACUACGAGUUCUUAGUUAAUCGACCGUCGGCUCAGCAAACAUGGCCCCCGCAUUGGAAGGAGGGACCGUGCGGUGAUACGCAUUUUAUGGAGGGAUUAUAAACUGAUGGAUUUAAUCGUUGCGUUCGUUGAAUAGUGUAUACAUGUUUCUGCUGUUAACAAUAUGUUUGUCUGUGAUUAUUGAUAAACUACCGAACAAUUAAUUUAAGCGAACCAAAGCAAUAAACUCACGAAAAUGCUGUUUCCAAGAAAACAAUUAUGAAGUAGAAAUGACAUGUCAAAACAAUAACAACAACAUGAAACGUACGGUGUAAUUUUCCUGGAAUUUUCCAUAUUUUCUUACAUGUUAUUGUAAAUUUUAAAUCAUUCUGAAUCAUCAUUAUGUAAUAAAAAUAAUAAUUACUA
Messenger RNA from Dreissena polymorpha, 890 nucleotides. Its product is annotated as glutathione S-transferase A-like. Gene Ontology annotation, molecular function: glutathione transferase activity. The transcript has 3 exons. Gene Ontology annotation, biological process: glutathione metabolic process. NCBI's taxonomy places the organism in Eukaryota, Metazoa, Mollusca, Bivalvia, Myida, Dreissenidae. Bases 8 to 409 code for a protein of 133 amino acids. The record is from RefSeq and is a predicted model, not a curated record.